Messenger RNA from Toxotes jaculatrix (banded archerfish), 2693 nucleotides. RefSeq names its product zinc finger protein 345-like. Bases 186 to 2177 code for a protein of 663 amino acids. The record is from RefSeq and is a predicted model, not a curated record. Lineage: Eukaryota; Metazoa; Chordata; Actinopteri; Toxotidae. The transcript is spliced from 5 exons. Gene Ontology annotation, molecular function: DNA binding.
AAACCGCGCGAACCACGCCCACUCAGCCGCCUCCGCCACCGUAGCAGAAAUGGCUAGUCAAUAGCUGCUGACUGGUGACACUGGGACGGUGGUGAAACCGAGGUCCGUCUUCCAGUCCCCGUAAAUAUCAACCAUAACGCGGUGCGACCACUCAUAGAGCUGGAGGGGCCAGACUCAGCCCCGGGAUGUGCUCCGUUGUGGGAUGUGAUUCGCUGCGUCGCAGUGCGCAACGGUUCAAGUUACCGGAGGAUCCAGAGAAGAGGCUGGACUGGGUUCAGUUUCUCGCCACAGUCAAUAAGCAGCGUUUUAAAGAAUCGUCCUGGACUGAUAUCACCAUCUGUAAUGAACACUUUACAGAUGACUGUUUUGUAAACCUGGCUUCGACUGGCACGGUCCAGCUAAAGCCCAGUGCUGUCCCAUCACUGUGUGCCAAGUCAGAGCCAGAUCAGGAGCCUGUGGAAACCCCAGAUGUUGCUUCUCAGUGUGAUCAACUUAAAACAUGUGAUAGUCCGUCUUCUUGUUCUGAAGAAUCAAGCCAGACUACAAUGGCCGUGCCAGUAAGCCCAGUGCUGAGUGAUACUUCCGAUACCGAUUAUGCUCAGAUGCUGCAAAAGAUUGUGAAUAUUGAUAUGAUCAGGGAAAAAGCUGCACUUCUUCAGAUGAAGGGGAAGUAUGUUGUGAAUGAAAACCGGCUCCUCCAGUUGUUUAGCAGCAAGUGCCCUUUAUGUGGUUCUAAAGUAAAAGUGGAGAAGGUUAUCCAUGGGGUACUCGUCAUCUUGAACCAACAGUGCCUUCAGUGUGAGUACAGAAACCAGUGGAAAAGCCAAGUCAAUGCCAGAGUCCCAAGAGCUGAAGAUCAACACCUGAUUGGAGGCAAAGAUGUGAUUUCAGAGACAGUGUCUGAGGAGAGUGAUCCCUUGGAUGAAACAGAGGAAUCGAGUGAUCAGGGACACAUGGAUUCAGAUGAGGACUGGAAGCCAACGAAGGAGCUCAUACUGGCUAACAAGCUUCAAAAUGAAUCUGAUGAGGAAACCGAAGAUGACGAAAUAGAGGAAUAUAUCGAUUAUCCUUCACUCACCCCCAAACACACUCAGCUCUGCACAGAGUGCGGGAGGUUUUUCAAUAAACAGAGGCCUCACACAUGUGAGCACAAAAUUAAGCCCUAUUCCUGUAAUAUUUGUGGCAAAAGGUGUGUUAGUGAGAUUGCACUAAAUUCUCACAGCAGAGUCCAUGAUGAAAACUAUGAGCAUCGGUGCAAAUACUGUCACAUUACAUUCAAAACAAAGGUGGACAAAGUCACUCACGAGCAGAUCCACCUGACUCAAGGAAAACCCUACAAAUGUCCAGACUGUUCAGAGACGUUUGCCACAAAUAAGGAACGCCAAAUCCACCUGGAGGAUCACAGAGGCCCCAAACAGUUAAAAUGUCACAUCUGUGGGAUUGAAUUCAACCGUACCCUUUCCAUUCGGAGACACUUAGUUGUGCACACCGGUGUGAAGCCGUUUAAGUGUUCGGUGUGCCAGCGUGGCUUCAACCAGGCAGGUCACCUCAAAUCUCAUAUGCGUCUGCACACAGGGGAGAGGCCUUAUAAGUGUCAGCAUUGUGACAAAUGCUUCAAUCACAACGUGAGCUUGAAGAGUCAUGUCCAGCGUUACCACACAUCCAGUUCUGGGUGUCAACGUAAGAGGGGUAAAACAAACUGUGACACUGUUGAUGCUCAGAACAAUGAGAGCACGAGAAGUGCAGACUCGGGGCUUUACAAUGCAGAGGAAGAUCAUGAUGAAGAAGAGAGGGCAGAGAAGGAGAGAAUAGAUUUGCCAAAAAAGAAAAAGAGGAGCACAGGUAGACCCAUAGGAAGGCCUAAGAGAAAUGCAGGGGAAAUGCAAAGCCCAGGUUCAAACACUAGGACUGGAAAAUACAAGGUACAGAAGUUGAUGCGGGCACAUUGCAGUGAUGAAGAAAGUGAAGAUGAGCCGACUGAAAGCGACAUAUCCUUCAACUCAAAAGAGGAGGAAGAGGUGGAGAGGACUGAGAAAGUAACGCUGAGCACAAGAAGAUCAAGGGGAAGGCCAAAAAACUCUGACAGUGACACCGGUUUUGACCGAGAAGACUCAAAGAAAAAGAGGUACAGUGGUAAAAGCUCGGGGAAGGGCAGGGGAAGACCAAGAAAGAAGUAGUUGAAGGCACUUAGAAAGACAUUAAGCUUAAAAAGUUAUUGAAUUGAGCUUUUAUUUAGAGAAAUACAGUUUAGACUGUAACUCAGAAUCAGACUGUUUACCGUGAUAAUAUACUCUUAAGCUUGGAGUCUUCAAAUUUCAUUGCUUUUUACUGUUAAGAGAUGACAUUACUUCACUGUCAAGAUACAUUUUAAAAUCCUGUUAACCGAUCAAACUAGGUACAAGUAAAUUAAACUGGGACUGAUGUUAAGUGCCCUUGUUUCUUUGUGUUGUAUAUUUGCAACAGAACUGAAUGUGAACGUGUUGAUUGCUGAACAGAGCCACAUCUCCGGGUGUCAUGAGCUCAUUGUGCUGUAUGCCUGCAAUAUAUGCAAUUUUCAGAAGGGCUGGUGUGUAAUUCAACAAAUCGGAGGCAGCAGAGCUGAAUUUUACAAAUGCAUUUAGUCGAUUAAAACUUGGUUCCUUUUAAAUGAGGCCACGAACUAAUCAGUUGUGGAAUAAAUUGUGAACCUAUCU